AUGGUUAUUAUAUCCGUUUUAUCUGAUGAUAAUAAAAGGCGAAAACAUCCUCGUGAAGAUGAUGUAGAUUUGGAGUAUGAUUUUGACAAAAGGUUAAAGUUGACUUCAGAAUCUGAGGAAAUGGAAGAUGCCGCUUCUGAAACUCAGGAAGGUCCCAGGAGACAAAAUGAAAGUAAUACGAAAUAUUCACUUAACCCUUCCUUAAAACUUAAAUACUCUAUCACGAAGCCUAAUAUUUACAGGGAAUCCAACAGCAGUAGCAAUGUAGGCUCUUUGGGAUCGUCUUUGUCUGGACCAGAAGUAAGCGAUUUUAUCGCCAACAAGCUCUAUCUGCACUUUUAUACGAUCUACCUUUCAAAAGCCGCUUUGAUUAAGUGGUAUAAUUCCCGCUGGAUGAUUGUGUAUCAUUUCCAAAAAUGGGUAUUAAGGUUGUUCAAUAGGUUUUAUAGGAAAUACAUCAAGAAGAUUGGUGGCUCAAACAAGAUCAAGUUAUUUAGUGAGUUCAAUUCCAUAUUGGAUAUGAUUGGUUCCAGCCAUAUCAAUUUUCAAUGGAGUGAUUUAAUGCGUAUAUUAACUGAAGAAAAUUAUCUUGAAAACGUUCGGCUUCGCAAAAGAGCGAAGGCCAGGGAUGACAAGAAACAACUACAGAGUAAUCAGGAUGGCGAAAUUAUUGAAGACCAUUCUUACAAUUAUUGGGAUAGGCUAAAAGGGAUCGAUAAGGAUGUCAAUAUGUUUGAUGUAGAUAUGCUAAAAGGCGGUGAUACAGAUAAUAAGUUUGAGGAAUUACUUGAUCUGGAUAUGGAGAUUGAAUGA
Messenger RNA from Dujonia railenensis, 813 nucleotides. NCBI's taxonomy places the organism in Eukaryota, Fungi, Ascomycota, Pichiomycetes, Serinales, Debaryomycetaceae. The record is from the annotation of a GenBank genome assembly.